AUGUCAAUAAUUUUGUCACGUGGUUUUCUGUAUAACACAUUGUUUUUGUUGUGUUGGGUGUAGGUUUCCAAGUACACCUCUGUUAAUGUCUCUCUCAGGAACUUUUAUUGACCUUUAUCCCCAUUUCUAAACACAUAUCUUAUUUUACGUUUUAUGCCCCAAAUAUUCCUGUUACAGGGAAAAAACUUCAAAAGCGGCCAUGGGCGAGUCACGGAUCGAAUGUGAGGAAUUCAAUUAUCGAUCUGGGCAGGAAAGUGUCAGAUGUGAAGGAUCUUCUUCAGGUCGAAAUGUAUGGUCCUUUCAUGGUGUUCCCACACGGUGCUGGUGUGGAUGUGGCAUCACUACUUAUGUGUCGAAGACCAGGAAGAAUCCCAAUCGCGAAUUUUAUAGGUGUAAAAUUGCAGUCAAGGGGGAACAACAUCUCUUCAAGUGGGUCGAUGAAUCUUGGACCGAGGAGAAACUUAUGGAGGAAGCGAGAAAGAGGUCAAUGGAGGAGGAAAUUGAAGGUCGUACAAUGCAUAGUAAUGAUAACCCUGAAGUAGUUGAAGCUUCGAAAGACCGUGGUUGUGUUGGAGUUAUUAAAUUUAUUUGUCCUAAAAUUUGGUAAGUCUUUGUUUGUUUAUGUAUGGAUAAAGAUUGUAGUUUUUGGUCCGUAGGUACCAUAACGCCAUUCUUCAAUUUAUGUAACACAAAUCUCGAACAUUAUCGCCUUUUUGUGUUCGCAUUAUUACUUACUAUAUGCUCACAUUUGCCAUUA
Molecule: messenger RNA, 757 nt
Organism: Brassica napus (rape)
Lineage: Eukaryota; Viridiplantae; Streptophyta; Magnoliopsida; Brassicales; Brassicaceae
Exons: 3
Coding region: 200-607 (135 amino acids)
Molecular function (GO): zinc ion binding
Source: RefSeq, a predicted model, not a curated record